Serpula lacrymans var. lacrymans S7.9 is the source of this 714-nucleotide messenger RNA. RefSeq lists its product as uncharacterized. The record is from RefSeq and is a predicted model, not a curated record. Gene Ontology annotation, molecular function: protein C-terminal S-isoprenylcysteine carboxyl O-methyltransferase activity. Bases 1 to 714 code for a protein of 237 amino acids. Gene Ontology annotation, cellular component: membrane. Gene Ontology annotation, biological process: C-terminal protein methylation. The transcript is spliced from 2 exons. NCBI's taxonomy places the organism in Eukaryota, Fungi, Basidiomycota, Agaricomycetes, Boletales, Serpulaceae.
AUGCAUAUUGUCAUUACUCCCCCAAAUGCACCACCUACUGCUCAGGAGGUUUUGAAACCCUCGGCUCGUGAAAUUUAUAUGAGAUUCAUUAUCAGGACUCUUGGCCCACUCAAGGCAUUGUUCUGGCUAUUCAACAUUUGUCAGACUGCCGCUAUUGUGCUGCCACUACUCCCUCCAUUAAGUCUUCCGCCAGGUGCUCUCACUAUCCUGAAUUGCGUGGUGUUGGUUAGCUCAGAUGCCCGCCCAAUGACAGCUCCAUUUUUUGUUGGUGCUUCCCUCAUGACUGUUGCUGGUAUUCUCCGUUGGACAUGCUAUCGUGCUCUGGGACAACUAUUUAUGUUCAACCUUGGUGUACACACAAAUCACCAACUGAUUACUGCUGGACCCUACUCUUUCGUAUGCCAUCCAAGCUAUACCACCACGGCGAUGUGUUUAUUAGGUGUUCUCAUGGUGCAUGGUCAUUUGGGGUCAUGGUUAAGAGAUUCUGGCGUUACUGGUAAUAUGUUAGUGAAGGUUACAGUGGUAACCUGGGUGGCUUCAAUGAUCAUUUCAGUCUUCAUUCUGAUUAGGAGAUGUCUGGCUGAGGAUGAAUUGAUGAAGAGAAAGUUUGGGAAAGAAUGGGGAAGAAUGGGCAGGGAGAGUGAAGUACCGGAUGAUACCUGGUAUUUACUGAAUCUUACGGAAACCAAUUUACCAUUCACUCGGAUCUACUAG